GCCCAGACUGACAUUGCCCCCGGAUGCUUACAAACAUCUACCUUCAAGAGAACAUCAAACAAAACCCAACAUACGCUACGUAGAAAACAUAAGACUCAAAAUCGUAUAACAAAAAUGAUGAUUUUAAAUUGUAAGCAUUCCUGAUAAGCGAGAGAAAACCAUUUAUUAGUCUGCAAGGAUCCAACUUUAAACAUAUUUAGUUGGUCUAUCGAAGAGGCUGCCCGUGUGUGUCAGAAGUUCUUUAUAUUCAAUAUUAGUCAUCGUGAAUUUUUAUAGUACACAACUAAUUUGGAAGGUACAUGCUUGUGUGAAUUAAAUAUGAGGAAUAUAUUAAUGGUUUGUGCCAUUUGUUUGGUGUUGGCUGUUGGAAACGCUCUACCCAACAACAGGGGAGUCGGUGCCUUCGCGUAUCAAGAUUCAUCAGGCAAUAGGUACGGCGGUACAUACGGCCUGAAAGACGGGGCUGUCGUCGACAAACAAGGCGACUUUCCUCCAAAUUUCCAACCCGAGUCCUUCCAAGACUUGGAUUAUUUCUUCCCUGAAUAUUUUAGAAACUUCGAAAACCUGUUACGAGAGGCGUUCAGCUCGAACAUCGAGGCCCAAAGGCUGGCGUUCGAAGCCGCUCAAAAAGCGUUCGAUUUGACAUCGAACCAGGCUGGUUAUAUUCCCGGUUUUGACAGGUUCCCGAUAUUUAAUUUCCCAUCGCCCGGAUUCACCGACGAACAGUUCCCCGCGAUGCAGAACUAUCCGAAUCAGUUCGGCGCGUUCGCCGGAGCCGCGGCUGGCCCGGGUUUCAGUCACCAAGUUGCUUCCAUUAAUCCCCCUAAUCCGAACAUGCCCAAUGUGAACAAGUACACGAGCUAUUCAGGUGCUCAGCCAAAUGACGGUAAUCAAUUCGUCAGUGUCUCGUCUUCUUCGUACUCCUCGUCUGUGAACGACAACGGAGAGGUCAAGAAUCACAGAGCUGCAGAAACAGUUGUCAAUAACAACGGAAAAGUCACCAAGUAUAAAGUCGAAAACUAAACUAAUAAGAUCUCAAAUAAAAUUAAAUUUCUAUACGCAAUUUUCAGCGAUCCACGUUAAUUUUCAAAUGUUCGCAUAAUAAAAUCUCUAAUACCAGCUUGAUUACAUUUUGGUCUUUAAAGUUUUCAAAAAUUAUGGCUAAACAUUUUCUAAUAUCCAAUUUUAUUCAAUAUAAUAUUUAAUUAUAAAAUGACACGUUCGAAUAUUUUUUUAACUGAUCGUUUGGAUUUGAGAACCCAAAGCUGAAAAUUGAUUUAUAGGAAUGAGAUAAGAACUAAUAAUGUUAAACUAUGAAAAAACUAUAACGAUUUAAACGACCUUAACGCUGUUGUUGUUGUCAAAAUCUCGGCCGAAUUAAAGUAUUUUUGUUAUCUAUUUCAAAUUGGUAAAAUAUAAUGUAAUUAAAUAUUUUGA
Bombyx mori (domestic silkworm) is the source of this 1437-nucleotide messenger RNA. RefSeq lists its product as uncharacterized. The coding region runs from base 319 to 1023 and encodes 234 amino acids. The transcript has 4 exons. The record is from RefSeq and is a predicted model, not a curated record. NCBI's taxonomy places the organism in Eukaryota, Metazoa, Arthropoda, Insecta, Lepidoptera, Bombycidae.